AAUACAGCACAAGCUGCAGACGACUGUAACUAGGAUAGAUAGGCAUGUAAGGUUUUGGGUUUCUUACGUGAUUAAAUUCUCAGCUGUUGUACCCUUGAUGAUAGGGCUUCGGGGUAAUCUUUAAUGCCUGCCUGCCCCGCACCGUUAUCUUUAAGACCACCAACACCCAUCUAUAACGGCAGCCGCUGUCUGGGACAAAAUAAGCCUUACUACAACUCCGACGAUCUCAACACUACCACCAGUCAAAGCAAAGCGCUGCGAAACAAGCGUGUCUAACUUGUAAUAUGGAUCAUUUUCCGAUACUUUCCUCCACGCAGAAGCCGUGGCCAGACUUCCCGGCGCUGACCUUGGAGGAUUACGAUGCCGCUCAGCUGCCGUUGAUUGUCCAACCAAAGGAUGACGCACGGUAUCGUCUUUCAGAGAAAGAUUUUGAUGAUUUUCCCUUCUUCUGGCUGGAAGAUCAACGUCUACAUAUAGGCAAUGAGUUCAACGAGUGGAAAGACCAUCUUAUGGAUCCUAAUGAAACACUGACACCUCUAGCAGAGAAGCUAAUGCUGAAGCUUAAACUUGGGUCUCGCAAGCAGGAAAGGUGUAGAUCCAUCGAUGAGGAUCGACUUUGGUCUGCUAAGAAGCAUGUCUACGAUUUUUCCAACUAUCCUGACUUGGAAGCUGCAAUCUUUGUCCAGAACAAGUAUUAUUUUGGAGCCAUCAAUGAGGUGCUGGCCUUUGAUAAGCCAAUACCGACUUUGGAGUUCGUAAUAGAGCGAGCUGAUGGGGAAUGGGUCCUAUGUACGACGAAGUUGAAUGACUAUAUAUCGAGCUGGGCAGGCCAUUUGAACAGUCUUGGAGAAGCUGAGCGGACUCAGCGCCUCAGUAAAACAAAGGGGUUCCUCGAACAUAUGUUGAAGAGGCGCUGGCACAGGGACAGACAUCAUCUCCUUCGGGUUUCCGCAUCGGUGCAGAUUCUGGCACGUACGAUACAAGCAGCCAUGAUUUGGUAUUGGAAAAUAUACAUGAAUGCCACUGAACGGCUAGGCGAUCACGACGAGUGUUUGGAAAUUUCCGGCUGGUGCAAGUCGAUGGCACCGAAAUCAUUUCACUAUCUUACCCCAUUGACCCCGUACUAUGCCUCUGCGAUUGAUUCGCACUUGGACAGACACCACAAUCACACGAAAUGCACGGGUAAAAUAUGUGAAACGUUUACUAUCGAAGACGAAAGCACCUAUCGGACAAAACAUACACCAGAAUGCGACGGCACCUGUGGCGACGUCGAAAUAGACUCACAGAGCUUACACGAUCUGAUCAUGCAAGGGAAAAUACCAAUUGUUUCCCUAUCACUUGGGCCUGAUGGCAAGCUGAACACCGAAGUGACACAUUCUGGCAAUGUUCCCCAUUAUAUAGCCAUCUCUCAUGUAUGGUCUGAUGGGCUGGGAAACCCACAUGGAAACGCCUUGCCACACUGCGAACUCCUGAAAAUAUUUCGCAUGCUUGAGGAAUGGCCUCUGAAGCACGCGAAGCCCGAUUGGAUGAACAGCUUUCUUAAUCCAAUGGACAUGGCCAAAAAACGAAUGGAAUCCACGGGAGUAGACCCUCUGGCACUACAGAAAGUGAAGGAGGUACGGGAAGUUAUGGAGUCUAUGGCUGAAGAGCAUGUAGACAAGUGGCUCGACACUCUAAAAGCUAGCGGUCAAUAUCAAAAGGUAAAUCUAUGGAUGGAUACAAUAUGCAUACCGCAUAAUAAGGAGUCUCGCAAGAUCGCCAUCACUCAAAUCAACGAUGUCUACUCCGGCUCGUUCUACACCAUCGCCUUGGACGCCGGACUAGAGAGCUUACCGAACACCGCGUCAAGUACGGAGAUUUUCCUGCGCCUGGAACUGUCGUCAUGGAAAGGCCGAUGCUGGACCUUUCUCGAGCGCGAAAGAAGCACCUACCAUCUACGGAUCAAGGUAGGGAAUCGUCUGGUAGACAUAGUCGAAUCCUUUGAGUUCGACGAGCUUGACGGGCUGUAUCAAUUCACUUCAUUUUACAUAGGAAAACUCCGUUCUUUCAACAACUGGUGCAAGUUGAACGGCACUCUUAAACUAAAGGGGUUUCAGGGCUUGAACCCCAUGGGACUGUUUAGCUCUCCUGGGGAGAUCCAAGAGGACAAGCUUCUCGACCUGCUUAACGAUUUUCUCAAAGUUACGGAUGAAUCAGUAGAGUCAAUGGCCACAUGGGGAGCCACGCCGCAUGGCCAAUACGCGGAAUCCUUCUCUCUACUCAAGUGCAUCAAAGGACAGAUACAACAAAGAUUUUUCGGGACAUAUAUGGGAUUUUUGGACCAAAAGUUGAAUAUGAUUACCACAUGGAACGAGUUAGCCGCCCGAUCAACAACCCGAGCUUCUGAUAGGCUCAUAAUCUUCGUCUCUAGUCUGGAUAUGGCAAGAAACUCUGGUACUCUAAGUGAGAUAGUGCAACUAAAGAAAGAAGAGAGAAUGGAGGCCUGGAUUCGGAAGCAGAGGGUAAUUCCGCUUGAAUUUCUCUUUUUGAGGUCAUCACGUCUGCUGACCCCGGGGUUGCGGUGGGCACCAAACGAUGUGUAUCCAAAGGAGCUUGGGGGUGGAGUAACGCCACGCUCGGUGGACGAGCUAGAAUUGCGAGUCACACGACCAGGGAUUCUGUUGACACUUGAUAUGGAAUUCAAGCUAAACACGCAGCCACAUAAAUUAGAAGCAAAAGAUGCAACUGGGAAAUAUUAUGAAAUUCCAUGGGAUACAGCGACCAUAACAGACGGAAAGAUAAAGUACAGUGUCAUACGUUCCCUAGAUGUGGGCCAACCUUCUAAGCCGACAUUGAAAUUUCCUAAAGGGGACAGGAUAGGGCUUAUUUUCCGCUUCGCGAUGGACCCAAAUGAUAUUAUAGCCGCCGCAAUUGUCCACGUCCACUCAGAAUCUCCCGACGAGAUACAUGUAACAUUUCACGAUACAGUUAGUAUCCGACUAGACGACGAGCUAAGCCCACAGGACCCGACGGUGGAUCCGACAAAACGGUCUAAACUGGAUAGAUUUCUACUGGGAAAAUCACCAACUAACGAGGAAAUGAAUUACUUUUGGAACUUUGAGCUAGUUGAGAAGAAAUGGGUUGUGGGUUGAUCUGUUGCAUGAUGAAUAGCUUUCUAUUUUACCACGUUCUUUUACACUCAAAUAUGAGGCU
Pseudogymnoascus destructans is the source of this 3192-nucleotide messenger RNA. RefSeq lists its product as uncharacterized. The transcript is spliced from 2 exons. The record is from RefSeq and is a predicted model, not a curated record. Bases 285 to 3131 code for a protein of 948 amino acids. NCBI's taxonomy places the organism in Eukaryota, Fungi, Ascomycota, Leotiomycetes, Thelebolales, Thelebolaceae.